This is a messenger RNA of Ceutorhynchus assimilis (cabbage seed weevil), 1188 nucleotides long. The record is from the annotation of a GenBank genome assembly. Lineage: Eukaryota; Metazoa; Arthropoda; Insecta; Coleoptera; Curculionidae.
AAUCAAUCGAGUAGAUAGUGCUAAAAUCAUUCAUAAGCUGAUGUGGUGAUAAUGUGAUUAAGAAUGUACAACUUUUCUGCGGGUACCCUAAGUAUUGUAAUAAUUUGGUUGGGUUCCAUAUCCAACUUAAAUUCCAUGAAACUUAUUUUUGGAGAAUGCCCCGUAUUUCUUUACGAAAGAUGCAUACAUCCCGAAUUGGUGAAAUUUUCAUUAUCCAUUCCAUAUGAAAACGACAAUUUGAUAUACGAAUUGGAUCCAUUAAAUCUAGAACUGCCUAGGGAAUUUAAUCCCUUAAUUCCUCUAAAGGUUGUGAUACAUGGAUAUGGGGGUUUGGAUAUUGAUAUUAGUACUGGUAACGUCACCAAGGCAUACCAGGACGUUGGUUAUAAUAUUAUAAUAGUUGAUUGGGAGCCUUUAGCGGAAAUUCCAUGUUACACCACUGCGUACUUAAACACAUGGUACGUAGCACAAUGCAUUACAAUUUUACUGGUAGGAUUGGUUCCACUUGGGAUAAACCCUCAAAUUAUACAUGUAGUUGGAUUUAGUCUUGGUGCGCAUGUGUCAGGACUGGUGGGCAAUAAUUUGCAAAAAACAUUGGGCUCUUCUUUUUACAGAAUCACUGGUCUCGAUCCGGCUCUGCCAUUUUUCGCAACGCUGAAUAACGACUGGAAACUAGAUAAAACUGAUGCAGAUUUUGUUGAUGUAAUUCACACGAGCGCUGGCACAUUUGGGAAACUGGAAGCGACCGGCCAUGUCGAUUUUUAUGUGAAUGGAGGAUCAUUGCAGCCCACUUGUCAAUACAGGAAAUAUCCACCCCUUUGCAGUCAUAUUAUGGCAGGCUUGUACUUCGCAGAAUCAAUAAGAAACUCCGUAUUCGGUGGCAAAUCUUUCCUGGCAAGAAAAUGUGAUAAUGUUGCACACUAUUUAUUAGGAUUGUGUAAUGGCAACGGAAAUAUGGCCCUUAUGGGUGAAAAUGUGUUUUACUUGACACGAGGAACCUAUUAUCUAGAAACAGCAGACAAACCCCCAUACGCAUUGGGUUUCACCUCAAACUACCCGAGAAAAAAAAAGUUUCUAGAUUUAUUAAACGAAAUAAGUAGCAAAUUCAGGGAUUUUCUUUAACAUGUAGCAAUGAGAUUUACAAUAACACUAUUUUACAAGUUUAUGUAUGUCGGCACAAGGUGUUCA